AUGACAAUGCCCUCAGACAAUCCUGAAGCUGCUGGGCAGGUCCAGAGCCGUCAGUGCAUUGAGGCCGUCAUCAAAUUCGCCUUCGAGGAGAGGCUCUUCCUCAUGGCUGACGAGGUGUACCAGGACAACGUGUAUGCUGAGGGUUCGGCCUUCCACUCCUUCAGGAAGGUGCUGACAGAGAUGGGGCCGCCCUACCUGGACUCGGUGGAACUCACCUCCUUCCACUCCAUCUCCAAAGGCUUCACGGGCGAGUCAGUGACCUCCCACGGCCACCCCCACCCCGAGGUGGCCACCACAGGUCCUGGGGAGCCACAGAGUGGGGAUGAGGAUGGUGGAACCCCAUGGGCCUCAAGGGGGUGCCCUAUUGCUACGCGCCUAUUGCUGCGCGCCGCCCUCCGCUCGCCCUGCGCCCCCCUGCGCCUGCUCUGCCGCGACUUCCACGCCGAGGAGCUCUCCGUCUCCACCGUCGUCUGCCUGCUGGACUCCCUGGAGCCUGCCGCCGUCCGCAGAGUUGUUUUACGCUUCAACAACCUGGGGCUGGCGGGGCUGUGCGCAGUGCUGCCUCACCUCAGCCGCUUCCCCGCGCUGCGCAGCCUCAAGCUGCCCUACAGCAACGUGGACGUGCGCCGCACGGCCCCGGGCACGGACGCCGGCAUCCGCUGCUUGGCCGCUCACCUCCGGGCCCUGCCUGCCCUCAAGGAACUCGAUUUGUACUCCUCCAGGCUUUCUGGGAGACUCAGGCAGCUCCUGGGCGAGCUGCAGACUCCCCUGGAGAGUCUGGCGCUGGCCUUCUGCUGCCUGCUCCCCUCCGACCUCAUCUUCCUGUCCUCGAGCCUCCACGCGCCCUCCCUGCUCCAACUGGACCUGAGCGGCCACAACCUCACGUCCCCCAGCCUCCUGCAACCCUUGCGGACGCUGCUGGAAGCCGCUUCGUGCUCGCUGCUGCAGCUGGAGCUGCUGGAGUGUCAGCUGGGGGACGCGGAGCUGGAGCUGCUGCUGCCGGCGCUGCGCCGCUGCCGCCGCCUGCGCUGCCUCGGUCUCCUCGGCACCCCCCUGAGCGCGGCGGCGCUGCGGCCUGGCCUGGCCCGGCACUGCGCGGCCCUGCCCGACCUGCGCCUCGUGGGCUACUCGCAGCCGCCGCGGGGCUCCGGCCACCACACCCCCACGCAGGGGGAGGAGGGUUUCCCGGCGGAGCUGUGCUGGCUGCUGGCGAGCGCGGGUAGAGCAGACGCCGUGUGGGCGACCAGCCUCCAGCGCUACGGAGCCAUCGACUACUUCAGCUUGUAGCAUCCCCGCCCCCCCCCCCCCCCCCCAGGGAAGCUUCACCUCGGGGCGCUGUGCCGGGCUCUGGGCUGUGCCACUCGGUUAUGGUGAGUUCAUUAAAGCCAACCCCACCUUGCCUGAUUAA
This is a messenger RNA of Colius striatus (speckled mousebird), 1408 nucleotides long. RefSeq names its product leucine-rich repeat-containing protein 14-like. Lineage: Eukaryota; Metazoa; Chordata; Aves; Coliiformes; Coliidae. The record is from RefSeq and is a predicted model, not a curated record. Gene Ontology annotation, cellular component: cytoplasm.